GCCCCAAUGCCUUUUUUUUCUAAGAUAGUGAAAUUUGAUCUGUAGAGACUGGGAGGAAGCACACAGCUAACUUCUAGCUAAAAAACAAGGCUUCGUGGGCUCGGAAUAGUUGGCAGCGGUAUGGCUAAACGCACCAAGAAGUUCGGCAUCGUCGAUAGAUAUGGGACCCGCUAUGGUGCCUCCCUCCGGAAAAUGGUGAAGAAAAUUGAAAUCAGCCAGCACGCUAAGUACACCUGCUCCUUCUGUGGCAAAACUAAGAUGAAGAGACGGGCUGUGGGGAUCUGGCACUGUGGUUCCUGCUGCCGUGGGGGUUCCGGCACCCACCCGUUAGCCGGUGGUGCCUGGACCUACACCAGCACUUCGGCUGUCACAGUGCAGUCUGCCAUCAGAAGACUGAAGGAUUGGAAAGACCAGUAG
Molecule: messenger RNA, 417 nt
Organism: Tupaia belangeri chinensis (Chinese tree shrew)
Lineage: Eukaryota; Metazoa; Chordata; Mammalia; Scandentia; Tupaiidae
Product: putative 60S ribosomal protein L37a
Exons: 1
Coding region: 121-417 (98 amino acids)
Biological process (GO): translation
Cellular component (GO): ribosome; cytosolic large ribosomal subunit
Molecular function (GO): structural constituent of ribosome; large ribosomal subunit rRNA binding
Source: RefSeq, a predicted model, not a curated record